Molecule: messenger RNA, 1344 nt
Organism: Glarea lozoyensis ATCC 20868
Lineage: Eukaryota; Fungi; Ascomycota; Leotiomycetes; Helotiales; Helotiaceae
Product: BAR/IMD
Exons: 5
Coding region: 1-1344 (447 amino acids)
Cellular component (GO): cytoplasm
Molecular function (GO): protein binding
Source: RefSeq, a predicted model, not a curated record
AUGAAUAUCAACAAGAAGCUCGACAGGGUCAAGCAAUGGGCCGGGGAGAAGAUGGGCGGAGAAGUCAAGACCAAUGUUUCCGACGAAUUCAAGUCUCUUGAAACAGAGAUGGAGCUUCGCCAUGAUGGCAUGGUCAGACUGCACAAAUCGAUGACUUCCUACGUCAAGUCGCUCUCGAAGCGCAACGAAGCCGAGGACAAAGAGAAAACGCUCCCUGUGGGAUAUAUGGGUCAGACCAUGAUAAAUCACGGCGAGGACUUUGAGCCGGACUCUGAAUUUGGAAAUUGCUUAAUCAGCAUGGGUAGAGCGAAUGAGAGAAUCGCGAGAAUCCAGGAGACCUAUGUGGUAAAUGCUACAAAUGGUUGGCUCGAGUCUCUAGAGCGAUCGUUGGCCAUGAUGAAGGAAUACCAGGCUGCGAGAAAGAAGCUCGAAAACCGACGAUUAGCAUACGAUGCAUCCCUCUCGAAAAUGCAAAAGGCCAAAAAAGAAGACUUCAGAGUUGAGGAGGAAUUGAGAUCCCAGAAGGCUAAAUAUGAGGAGUCCAGCGAAGAUGUGGUCCGGCGGAUGCAAGAUAUCAAGGAGGCAGAGGCAGAGAGUGUCUCUGACUUGGGAGCUUUCGUUGAUGCCGAGCUCGAAUACUAUGACAGAUGUCGUGACGAGCUUCUCCGUAUGAAGAGAGACUGGCCUGCAGGGCAAACUUCAUCUCCAGGGCGUGAUAACAGACGUCCAGCUCCGCGAUCUCGAGCCAACACAGCACAUGAUUAUGCAGAACGAUACUCAGCUUACGACGAACCUCCUGUGCCAGAGGAACCAGUCCGGCCAUCUAUCCGAUCUCAAGGCCGUGUAGCCUCUACCUCCAAGCUUAAUACGCAGAUGAACAGCCCAGAUGAAUAUACCGAGUAUGACUACCCAGCUCCUCGCUCACCACGCCGCCCUACUGCCACCAGAUCGUCUACAUUCCAAGGACCAACAUCAAUCUACCGCGAACUGACUCCCGUGUCUGACAGUCGUAAGCAUCAAGUUCCGCACGACGUUGGCAACCUGAGGGCCACGUUACGUCCCUCCAAUCGAGUAAACACUGGCGGCGAUUUGUUUGGUGAUCCAUCGGAUGACUCAACCAUGAACAGUGCCAGCCCUGAUAGAUCAUAUGGCGAACGGUCCGUAAGCCCUGCUACAUCGCACGGAAGUGUGGCUAGCCGCUCUGCAAGCUAUUCUGCUUUGAACAAUACUUCAAAUGGUCGCAAGGGGCCACCUCCACCUCCUCCAAGUCGUGCCAAGAAAGCUCCACCACCACCACCAAAGCGAGCUGAUAUGAGUUCAACUAGUGUUAACAAGUAUUACUAA